This is a messenger RNA of Gloeophyllum trabeum ATCC 11539, 1611 nucleotides long. RefSeq names its product cytochrome P450. Gene Ontology annotation, molecular function: heme binding; monooxygenase activity; iron ion binding. Lineage: Eukaryota; Fungi; Basidiomycota; Agaricomycetes; Gloeophyllales; Gloeophyllaceae. The record is from RefSeq and is a predicted model, not a curated record. The transcript is spliced from 12 exons. Bases 1 to 1611 code for a protein of 536 amino acids.
AUGGCGGCCAUCCGCCAAAUAAGCUCUCUCGAUGUGCUCUUCCUCCUCUGUUGCUGUUGGUUGGUGUACAAGCUAUUCCAUCGCAUCCGCCGCAAUACGAAGACGGUUCGCCUGAAUGGUCCUCAAAGCAAGAGCUGGAUCUUCGGCGUCGGAAAGUACGUCUCCGACCAACCUGAUUCGGGCGCGGUCUACGAGAAAUGGGCGUCAGAGUAUGGGCCCGUAUACGAAGUGCCCGCCGGACUCGGCUCGCGCAAAGUUAUCCUAACAGACACCAAAGCCAUCUCGCACUUUUUCAGCAAGGAAACUACGACGUACGUGCACACGCCGCAUGCAAAGCUGGUCAUCGAAGGGAUCGUGGGGCGCGGGCUGCUAUGGGCCGACGGCGAGAGCCACAAGCGGCAGCGCAAGGCUGUCUCUCCAGCUUUCAGUAAUGCGGCUAUACGUAGAUUGACUUCCGUGUUCUAUGAUUCUGGGUACAAGCUCAAGGAAGCGUGGGAUGGCAUCCUUCAGUCGAGCUCUUCAGAUGAGGUUAUCAUUGAGGUGCAGAGUUGGAUGAACCGCGUCUCUCUGGACAGUAUUGGCAUAGCCGGUUUUGGCCAUGACUUCGGCGCCCUCCGUGGCAAAGAAUCAACAGUAGCACAAGUCUUCGACGCCUUCAACACCCUCAAGCCGUCGUUCUUCGCCAUUGUCGGGUUCAUACUGGGGCCCACGCUGCCGAUCCUCGCGAAGCUGCCCACGGAGCGCAGGGCGCUUACCAUGCGCUGGACCUCGAGCGUCGCGCAGAUGGCGGCGGAGUUGCUCGAGCGGGUAAGGAAAGAGAAUGAAGAGGGAGUGAAGACGGAAGAGAAGUCUAUCAUUGGUCUUCUUCUCAAGGCAGAGAGUGCGGACUCAGACUUGAGAAUGACACAGGAAGAAGUGAUGGCCCAAAUGAAAGUCCUCAUUCUUGCUGGCUAUGAGACCACGUCUAUAAGCCUUACGUGGGCACUGGUUGAACUGUGCAAGAAGCCGGAGACUCAAGCGAAGCUGAGGGAAGAGCUCCUUACUCGCUUCCCAACGUCAGACCCUAGCUGGGAUCAGCUGAUGGGCGACUUGCCCUUCCUCGACGGGGUCGUGCAUGAGGUGCUGCGUCUCCAUCCGCCGGUAGACCAAGCAGGCCGAGUGGCAAGUGAGGACGACGUCAUCCCACUCAGUGCCCCUAUAACAGCGGGUUCAGGCGAGGCCAUAGACCGUCUGCCGGUGGGCAAGGGCACACUUGUGACUGUGCCAAUCGCGUGCAUGAAUCAUUCAGAGGCUGUAUGGGGACCGGAUGCGAAGGAAUUCGUGCCAGAGCGCUGGCUGGACAAUGGGAAAGCCCUGCCGUCCCGAGCCCAGGAGCUCCAAGGGCAUAGGCAUCUACUGACCUUCAUUGACGGACCGCGGAUCUGUCUUGGUAAGAAUUUUGCUCUAGCUGAAUUCAAGGCGGUGUUGUCUGUGUUGAUUCGAAAUUAUACGUUCGAGUUCCGAGACGGCCCUAGGACUCAGGUGGAGAAGGCGAGAGCUAUGCUGCCCCGUCCCCAGGUGGUGGGUGAGACAGCGUGUCGCGUACCUUUGCGUGUCCGGCGUGUCCAGUGA